Messenger RNA from Recurvomyces mirabilis, 1182 nucleotides. RefSeq lists its product as uncharacterized. NCBI's taxonomy places the organism in Eukaryota, Fungi, Ascomycota, Dothideomycetes, Mycosphaerellales, Teratosphaeriaceae. The transcript has a single exon. The coding region runs from base 1 to 1182 and encodes 393 amino acids. The record is from RefSeq and is a predicted model, not a curated record.
AUGGCCGCCAGACGUCCCAUGGAGGACUUUUUCUGCAAUCCUACCGACAGCUUCGUCGACCGCGGCAGGAAGCCUCGUUCAAGAAUGGAUUAUCAAUUGACUCACGCAGGCUACAAGCUACCUGACGCUGCCGUGGAUCACAAGACUCAACGACGAUCUCUAAAGUUGAAGGCAACGCCUAAGGAAUUCUCAGCCUCGCCGGUCUUCUGGCGCACCUACAACUCUGAAGAAGAACUCGCCUCACCAACCAGUCCAGGUGAUUUGAGCUCUCCCAUCGCGAGCAGUGCCAGCUCCAUCUCCGACGGCGGCAGCUUCGAGUCAUUUCCUGAAGGGUUCGCCGACACAUGCAACAAAUUCGAACAACAAUGCAGCUGUGCACAAGCGGUGACCCUGGUUUCGGUAGGGAAGGCGAAAGUGGUCUCGAUGCUUAAGCUGGUUGAUGUUCCCGCCAGCCCUCGCGUAAUGGUGCCGAUCAGAACGACACCGAUUAGCGCCCCGGUGUCGCGCUUUGCCAAUGGCACUGUCAGCGAGCCAUCACGGACGCCGAAGGCGGAAGUUCCACCUCCAAUUGUCGAUCAAUUUACGCCAGUACCGACGACACCAAAGUCUAUAUCAAAACUUGUCAAGUGUAGCAACAGCAUUCGUGAACAACCUAGCUUGCCGAAUAUUCAAAACGCAGCUCGAUCACAAUUCAGCAUGUCGAGUAGAUUACUACCGACUGGCCAACUGCCAGUCGCCGCAGACUUCCUCAAGCACGACCCAUAUCCGACUACACCACGCCACAUGCCAGACUCACCGAUCAGCCGCAAGUCAAUAUCACCAUCAAGACGACGAAUGCACAAGCUAUCCUCAUCACUCAGCCAAUACGUGUUCGGCAAGGACGGCACUCGCAGCCCCUCAGCAUCAAGCAGCGACGACGAGCACCUCGAGGAUGCCAUCAUCAUGACCGCCUCGCGGCACGACCUCAGAUCACCAACAAAACCAAGAAUGGUCCCCCGAGGCGCCAGCGAACGCGCACCACCUCUCGUCCUCCCAGCUUGGUCUAAAGGCUACGAGAGCGAAAUCGACGUCACGCAGUGGCCGGUCAAGAAGGAUCGAAGUGGCUCCAUGCCACGGGGUCCAGUGCUGCAUAAGCGUCGUCGCAGCAUCGCAGCCGCUCUGACGGUGCCCACGCAAGCCUAG